This is a messenger RNA of Hydatigera taeniaeformis, 909 nucleotides long. NCBI's taxonomy places the organism in Eukaryota, Metazoa, Platyhelminthes, Cestoda, Cyclophyllidea, Taeniidae. The record is from the annotation of a GenBank genome assembly.
UAUCGAAGGAGUCCAAAUGACGAGAAACCCACGAGGGACGUUAAUUGUGGCCUUGAAGUAGAGUGGAAAGGAGAUGCUUGGCACGAAUGUCACUCCCAUACAUUCGUCAUAGAGACAAGUAGUCAAAAGAAUAUUCUUGACAGCGUCAAUCGUCUGGACAGUAUCGCCUUUCUCACUUGGCUUGGACGAGGAGUAAAAUCGUCAGAGAGAGGGAUCCCCUUUGAAUUGUGGUUGCGUCUGUACUCUCCAAAAUUGCGAGAGAUAUGCAUUGCUCGUGGAGCGCUUCCAUGGGACCUCCUUGAGCAUCAUCUCAUGCCACCUCCUAUGACGUCUUCUUCGAUGAAGGGUAUGAAGAAACUGGAGGAAUUUUUACCAAAAUGGAGUCGAGAUCUUUCUCGUCAUGCAUUAUCCCUCUUCGAUGUUGCGUCAAAUAAGCUUUCGGCACGUCUCUUUCUCAACAUUGCAUACAGGCUUGAAACCACAAUUCUGCGCACUUCAGGCACAAAUAUUAUUGAUGCGAGUGAAAGUAGAGGCAAAGGUGGUCUUUGUCACCCGCGUACAGCACUCCAUCUUGCUCCUUCUACCGCACGUCCUGGCAUUCAUCUUCAUGUGAAUGUACUAGCUGUGUCAGGCCUCAGAGCAGCUGCUUCCAGCCUUGGUGAAUCUGCACGUCUCCAAUUGCGAAUGCAUUGUCUUCUUCUCCUUCCCUUAAAGUGUUCGCGUCAUGCUAAUCCACUUCGUCUUCUGGCUACAACGGUGUCAAAAGCACCACUUACCACUUUCCAUGCAAGUCAAGAAGAACUGAAGAUGCGAUUGGAUGUGUUACUUCCACUGGGAUGGACCUACUCAACAUCUUCUCAUGAUGAAGUGAGCUUCGAUGCAGAGAUAACUUUGCAAGUUCUAUCUUAA